Molecule: messenger RNA, 819 nt
Organism: Spodoptera littoralis (African cotton leafworm)
Lineage: Eukaryota; Metazoa; Arthropoda; Insecta; Lepidoptera; Noctuidae
Source: the annotation of a GenBank genome assembly
AUGGCUGUUGAAAAAUUGUAUGAAAGUGAUAAUUAUUUAAUCGUAAAUAAGCCUUACGAUAUGUAUAUCAACUCGGACGAUGAACAUGAGAAGAAUACAGUGACAUAUCAUAUUGCGUCACCGGACUCUCAUCUCUCGACUUCAUUAUUCCCUCUUCACUUCGUACAACGAUUAGACUACGCCACAAGUGGCGUGCUAUGUAUUGCCAAGAACAAAUCGUCUGCCGCGCAAGCGGGCAAACUAUUUGAACAGCGAAUAACGAAGAAGUAUUAUCUCGCUGUUGUAAGAGGUCAUGUAACGUUUGAAGUGGCUGACAUUGAGUUUAAUGUUGGGGUUGACCCGUCGACAGCGGACUCUAGUCACCGAAUGUCUGCGCUGACCACAAGUGAAGCGUCGGUGAGAUGUCUUCAGUCGCGACACGCACACACGCGUAGUCUACGGCUAGAAACAGGCUACUACGACAACAGCCCCGUCUCAGUUCUACUGCUAAAACCUAUUACAGGUCGCCGUCACCAACUGCGUGUGCAUUGCAGCGCAGUCGGGCACACAAUACUCGGUGACUACACGUACAGCGGCACAAAGGACAGCAUGCCGCACCGAAUGUUCCUACAUGCUACUAGGUUAGUGUUACCCCUUCCUGACGAAGAAUUGGACAUACAGACACCAGAACCUUUCUUCUUGGACCCAAGAUUUAGUUCUAAAUGGAAGUCCGAGACGGCGUAUUAUAAAUACCGAAGUAAAGAAGACUUUUUAGCCGUCUGCGAUAUUUUAGACAAAUCUUAUGUGAUAGGUGUGCAGUACAAAAUGUUUAAAAUGUAA